AUGGAGAGGAAGAUGAUUAUUUUCUGUAUGCUUUUCUUCUAUUUCAGUGUGGCACAGACUACAGCUCCACACAAACGAACAAAAUACCAACAGCUUUUAAAGACAAUCAAAUAUUUACAAACCACAGUGAAAGAUAAGGAUGUUGAAUUGCUGCAUACACCAGAAAACCCUGUGGAUGGAUGCCUGUCCACAUCUGUGACCUGCUUCCAGCAGGGCAUACUGAAAUUACAGCCAGAAAGCAGCCAAGUCAAUUUUACAUUCAUCCAAACUGUUAAAGUCUUGCAAAGAUUCACCAUCAGCAACUCUGGAAAGCAGUGCGACUCUUCAUGUGAAUCUUACGGGAAAAAAACUCCCAGGGAGUUUUUGAAGAGCUUUGCAAAACUAAUCCAAAAGUGGUCACCUGCUUUGCCACCACCUGCAUCCAGAUCUGGGGCCAGAACCACGUACACUAUUGAAGAUGUUGGUGCAUCUCAGAUGUAG
Messenger RNA from Indicator indicator, 480 nucleotides. RefSeq names its product interleukin 21 (gene IL21). Gene Ontology annotation, cellular component: extracellular region. Gene Ontology annotation, molecular function: cytokine receptor binding. The coding region runs from base 1 to 480 and encodes 159 amino acids. The record is from RefSeq and is a predicted model, not a curated record. Gene Ontology annotation, biological process: positive regulation of natural killer cell mediated cytotoxicity; immune response. The transcript is spliced from 5 exons. Lineage: Eukaryota; Metazoa; Chordata; Aves; Piciformes; Indicatoridae.